UCUUUUGACUGUAACAGAGCAGAAGACUUAAAAUCAUGUCCGGCAGAGGAAAAGGAGGCAAGGGACUCGGUAAGGGAGGCGCUAAGCGACAUCGCAAGGUUCUCCGUGAUAACAUCCAGGGAAUCACAAAGCCUGCAAUCCGUCGUCUGGCUCGCCGUGGUGGUGUGAAGCGAAUCUCCGGCCUCAUCUACGAGGAGACUCGUGGUGUGCUGAAGGUGUUCCUGGAGAAUGUGAUCCGUGAUGCCGUCACCUACACCGAGCACGCCAAGAGAAAGACCGUGACCGCCAUGGAUGUGGUCUAUGCUCUGAAGCGUCAAGGCCGCACUCUGUACGGCUUCGGCGGUUAAAGAUUUGAUCACACAUUCAAACUGAACCCAAAGGCUCUUUUAAGAGCCACCCAAAUGCUAUACAAAGGCUGUAUCCCAACAUGACACCAACCCGAGAUAGAUACGUAUUGCGCGUGAUAUAGGAUUAUAAUAACUCAACAUCAGUCAAUACAUUUCAUAAGUUCCUUGGUACACAGAGAU
Clupea harengus (Atlantic herring) is the source of this 527-nucleotide messenger RNA. RefSeq names its product histone H4. The record is from RefSeq and is a predicted model, not a curated record. Gene Ontology annotation, cellular component: nucleosome. Gene Ontology annotation, molecular function: structural constituent of chromatin; protein heterodimerization activity; DNA binding. NCBI's taxonomy places the organism in Eukaryota, Metazoa, Chordata, Actinopteri, Clupeiformes, Clupeidae.